AUGCUACUGAGACUUGUUCUUAUUUUACAGGUACCUUCUCACAUUUUAAUGGGCAUUCCUCAUGGUGGAGAGAUUUUGUCUCUGUCGCCUCUUGGUGAAGCAUGCCUUAGAAAGGACUUAACUGCCAUACAUGAGAUUUUGGAAAAACUUGGCUACAAAGAUGACGAGGGAGCCACAACUGAGGUCUGUUUCUUGUUUUGUGUUACUCAAGAAGUUCCAUUGCAGGCUAAUACAAAUUUAAAGAUCUUUUAUUUGAUGUGGACGAAUCAAAUGCAAGAUACACCGAGCUCUAAGAAGAAGGGAGAUGCUGCUUUCCGGCAUAAAGAUUUUAGAGUGGCCAUUGAUUGCUAUACACAG
This is a messenger RNA of Striga asiatica, 357 nucleotides long. Lineage: Eukaryota; Viridiplantae; Streptophyta; Magnoliopsida; Lamiales; Orobanchaceae. The record is from the annotation of a GenBank genome assembly.